Messenger RNA from Suncus etruscus (white-toothed pygmy shrew), 2008 nucleotides. It is a transcript of the gene TPRKB, whose product is annotated as TP53RK binding protein. Gene Ontology annotation, biological process: telomere maintenance via recombination; tRNA threonylcarbamoyladenosine modification. The coding region runs from base 1042 to 1569 and encodes 175 amino acids. Lineage: Eukaryota; Metazoa; Chordata; Mammalia; Eulipotyphla; Soricidae. The transcript has 5 exons. Gene Ontology annotation, cellular component: EKC/KEOPS complex; nucleus; cytosol. The record is from RefSeq and is a predicted model, not a curated record.
ACACAUAUAUAUAUACAUGUACAUAUAUAUUUCUAGUUAUACUACUUGUUUUUGCUUUUUUUGUUCUUGAAUAUUCUAUGCCCUAACUUCUGUCCUAAUGCCUAAGAAGGAGCUAGCGUUAGGAUUAUUUAAUAAUUUAACAAUGUACCCUCUCCUUAGAUUCCAUGAGUGAAUAGCAUAUAUUUUGAGUCAAAUGCCAGGUUUCUGUAAAAUUUUCUUUUUCCUGCAGCGACAAUACAGGAGGUAAGACAUCUUGCAUGCUGCGAACCUUAGUUCAUUCUGCCGGCACAUGUGGCCCCUUCAUGCUCUGUCAGGAGUGAUCCUUGAGUAUAGAGCUGAGAGAGAGCCCCUAAACACAAUAAAAAUAUUUCAUUGUAUUUUUGUUCUUGAACCAUAUCUAGUCGUGCUCAGGGGCUAUUUCUGGGUCUGUGCUUAGAAGUGAACUGGGGACUUAGGGGACCAUAGGAAUCAUAUCAGGGUUGGCCUAAGUGGCCACAUGCAAGGCCAAUGCCUCACCUUCUGUGCUGUCUCUCUAAGCCCAGAUUAUUUUCUUUUUAUAAUUUAUGCCUGGUGUUAGGGGAAAUAAUUCUAAAGGCUAAAGUGCAUGCUUUGUUUGUAGGAGUCCCGGGUUCAGUCCCUGGUACACCACUAGGGUGAGCACUGAACUGGAUAUAGACCUGAAACUAAGCCAAACAAUUAUUUGUGCCUGCUAAAAUGUAAAUAAAAUGGUGAGAUAUGAAAAUUAAGCUGGCUAACUUGAGAGGCUUUGUUAAUACUGUAUGAUCUGGACAUAUGAUGGAAUUAUUCUUGUAUUCUGUUGAAACCUUUUCUCAGGCAUGCAUCAUAACCCACCUCGUAUGCACAACCACGGGACCAGCCCUGGAGUUAAGUGAAAGAAGUCAGAAACAGUUUAGCAGCAUUAGGAAUACCUCUCAUGAGGAUGCUAAAAGUGCUUUGGAGAUGGAUUUUUCUUAAUUUAUUUUAAUAGUUCUUUCACUCGGGGCUGGAGUGAUUGUAAGUAGAAUCCUGCUUAUCUAUGAGAUGCAGUUAACUUAUCAGUUGGACCUCUUCCCUGAAUGCACAGUGACCCUCCUGUUAUUUAAAGAUGUGAAGAAUGCUGGAGACUUGAGGAAAAAAGCCAUGGAAGGGACCAUUAAUGGUUCAUUAAUAAACCCUAGAAUGAUUGUCGAUCCAUUUCAGAUACUUGUGGCAGCAAAUAAAGCAGUUCACCUUUACAAACUAGAAAAAAUGAAGACAAGAACUCUAGCUACUGAAAUUAUUUUCAACCUUUCCCCAAAUAACAAUAUUUCAGAGGCUUUGAGAAAAUUUGGUAUGUCAGCAAAUGAUACUUCAGUUCUGAUUGUUUACAUUGAAGAGGGAGACAAAAAGAUAAAUCAAGAAUGUCUUAUAUCUCAGGUAGAAGGUCGUCAAAUUUCCCUGAAAGAUCUUUCUGAAAUAACUAAUACUACAGAAGUAAAGAAGAUAUAUAAAGUAACUUCUCAAGAAGAAAAUAUUGGAACAUUAUUGGAUGGUAUCAUUUGUAGAAUGUCAACAAAAGAUGUUUUGUGAAAUGAUGAAAAUAUUAGAUUUUUAGAAUUUGUAAAAUGAUUUAUUUUCUUUCAUGAUUAUAAAAAUUUUAUAGAAAAUACAGAAAAAUUUAUAACAGUGUUUGCAAAAGAAAUACACCCCUAUGCCUUAUCUUUGAAAAUUUUGUUUAUUGGUUGGUUGUUUUUUUUUUUGUUUUGUUUUGGGGCCACACCCUGCGGUGCCUAGAAAUCACUCCUGAUAGGCUCAGGGUACCAUAUGGGAUGCUGGAGAUCAAACCCAGGUCCGUCCCACAUUGGCCUCAUCCAAGACAAGCGCCCUACUGCUAUGUUAUUACUCCAGUCCCAUUACCUCUGAAAAUUUUAAGAGAACUAAAUUAUUGGUUUUUGUCAUUCAUUUUUUAUUUCUAUUCAAACAUGUACAUAUAUAAAAAUUACAAUAAUAAAUGUCAACAUUUCUUAGA